AUGGAAGAAGAGGUCGAGAGCAUCAUUCGAAGAGUCUGCUCACAUCUUGACAUUCCAGAGCGAUGCUAUUCCUACAUGUCAGGAAUGAUCAUCGAAGACCCUCCGAGCAGUGCACAAGAACUUUAUGAUCUUCUUCAAGAUUUUCUUACUGAUGGCUUCACAAAAUCUGAAAGCGAAAACAAAAGGAUAGCAGAUGACCUAUGAAGCAAACUAAAAGCACAAGGAAUCGAAGGCCAGGAGCGUGUUGAAAGAAUCGUGGCACAGCAAAUGCCGUCUGGUAUCAUGAUCUCUGAGGGUUUAUUAUUAUUUUAUAAAAAUCAAUUUAUUUUUAAAAAAAAAUCAUAAAGGCAUAUUAAUUAUACAAAAUUUUACCGAUCUCUGAUAUUGGUAUAUCCACAGAAAGCAUCACUGCAGACUAUAUUGAUCCUUUCCUCGGCAUUCAAAAAGCAUCCGUCAACACAAACUCAGGUGAAAAAUUAUGGAAACUCCCAAAAAACAAAAGGAUGAAAGAAGAAGAAGUCAUAAAAAAUCUUCCGAUGAAGCAAAUCCAUAAGCCACUGCCUCCACCUAAAGUGAUGCAUAAGAGAGGUGAAAGCAGAAGCUUAGAUAUCAUGGUCGAUAGAUUUUCUAUUAUGGUUGGAGGGAAAACUUUAUUGGAAAAUGCAGCAAUAAAAAUCGCAUUUGGCAGAAGAUAUACUAAUUUAUAGUGAAUUUAUAUUAUAAAUAAUUAGAGAAUAAAAUGGAAUUAAGUAGGAAAAAAAGAAUAUGGUCUGAUAGGAAGAAAUGGUGUAGGAAAAACAUCAUUACUUACUCCAGUUCUUUUUGCUUGCUAGCCUGGGGUAUCAAAAAUUUUCUAUAAAAAUAUAUAUAAAAUGAUUUUGAGUUUAAAAAAUCCAAAUUUUCAAAUAUUUGAAAAGUAAAAUCUAAUUUAAUUUAUGAAAUUAUUUAAAAUAUAAUAUAAUUUUCAUGAGAUUUCAGUGUUAAUCAUAUAUUAAAAUAUAGCUUAUACUAAAAAAUUUAUACUAAAUAUUUUAUAAUGGUUUAGCUCACAAAGCUAGGAAGGGGAGUUAGUGCCAUGGCAUUGGGAGAAAUUGAUAAAAUUCCAAAACAUAUAUAUAUUUUAUAUGUCGAACAAGAAAUAACUGGCGAUGAAAAAGGCGCAUUACAAACUUUGCUAGAAACAGAUUCUGAAAGAGAAGAUCUCUUAAAAGCUUUAAACAACUCACAAGACGACCCAGAACAAUAUCUAAAAAUAAGUGAGCAGCUAUAAAAUUUUAUAUAAAUAGUACUUUUUAUAAAAAAAUUUAGUUUUAUUGAUAAUUAAACGAUAAAGAUUAUCAUUAAUUGAUGCAUUUUCAGCUGAAAGCAGAGCUGCAUCAAUUUUAUCAGGUCUAGGCUUUACACAAGAUACUAUGAAUACUCCAACACAACAGCUAUCAGGAGGCUGGAGAAUGCGUCUUGCUCUUGCUCGUGGGCUAUUUUGCAAGCCUGAUAUACUUCUUCUUGAUGAGCCUACCAACCUAGUCCUAGUCUUAGUUAAAUUUAUAGAGUAGCUCCCGGCCAGGACCGAAUGUCCUUUUCUUCUGCCUUUUGGACACCUCGCUUGCUUUCCUUGCCCUGCUCCCAGUGUGCACCUAAGUGCCCACAGGCUACCGCUCAGCUCCUUCCGGUCAUGGGGCUUAGUCAUGCUAUCCCGGAAGUAGGCGGACUGGGUCACCGUGCUUCACGUCGCCAGACUAGGGUUAGAGCUAAGGAUUAACUCCUUAGCUCUUGUCGGCUCCUGCCAUGCCCUCCAAAUUGGCACUAGCGGUCCCUAGAGGAAAAACCCUUUUUGCUUCGUGUCCUAUCGGGACGACCCUAGGAUCGUCGUUGCUGGACUGGGAGGGAAACCUAGCCGGACACAAACUACCAGUACCCAUUCCAGACCUUUCCCUGGGCGGAUUGGGUUCAGGCCGCAGCAAGGUCCCCAAUCUCGCCUCAGUUCCGGGAGAGGACGGGUCGGUGUCGCCGCCAUUUUAUUUGUGUGAGCCUACCAACCAUUUAGACUUAGAAACUGUCGUUUGGCUUGAAAUCUUUUUAAAUUCCUAUCAAAAUACAGUAAUUGUGGUGUCUCAUGAUAGAAAUUUCUUAAAUAACGUCACAACUGAUACUAUUCAUUUUUAUAGUGAAAGUUUAUGCAUUGUAAUGUUUUUUAGCGCAAUACAGUUUUAAGGUAAAUAUUUGAGGCAAAAUAAGGGAAAAAAGGAUAUUUUAUUACAAAGGAAACUAUGAUACUUUUGAACGCACAAGGAAUGAGAAGCUUCUGAAUCAGAAAAAGCAGCAUGACAGCCAAGCAGCGAAACUUGAUCAUAUACAAAAAUUCAUUGAUAAAUUUAGAUACAAUGCAAAAAGAGCGUCGUUGGUGCAGUCAAGAAUUAAAGCAUUGAAUAAGAUGGAAAUUAUUGAAGAUGUAAUAGAUGACCCUACUUGUGUGUUUGAGUUCCCGGAUGUUGAACCUUUGGCUGCUCCUUUACUUAUCCCCGUAUAAUUAAUGAAAUAUACAAUUAAAAUAAUUAACAAAAUAUAUAAUUCUGCAUUUGGUUUUUGAAAUAUUAGCAGGAAAAUGAUUAAGAAUCAUAUUUAGAAGCGCUAAAAAAAUUUUAAUUAUAGAGUUAUAGUAGCGUUUUGCUCAUUGUAAAAUUUUAAAUUUUUGUUCUUUAGGCUAGGAAGUUAGAAUUGACGAUGGGUCUUUUGGGUAUGGACCAGAAGAUAUGCUAAUAUCAGAAAUCAAUAUAAAUAUCGACAUGAACAGCAGAAUGGCAAUUUUGGGUAGAAAUGGCUGUGGAAAAACAACACUUCUAAAAAUCUUAAACGAAGAACUACACCUAACUAACGGAAAUUAUUAUAAGCACAGAAGGCUUAGGGUUGGAACCUUUACUCAGCAUCACAUUGACCAGCUUGAUCUAUCAUCAUCCCCACUAGAGCAGCUCGCUAAGCAGUAUCCAAACACCCCUUCGGAAGUAAUUCGAGCCCACUUACACCUCAGUGAAUCUUAUGUUUUGGGUUAAAAAAGAGCGAACAAAAUUUUUUUUUGAAAAAUAUUGUGAAAUAUAGCACAAUAAAUCUCUGGCUAAUUCUGUGAAUUUAAAACGGCUUCUAUUUUAGAACCUAAAUUUACAAAUUAAAUUAAUUUUCGCAUCCAAUUUUUUCGAAUUGGGAUUUUUUUUAAAUUUCGAAAAAAAAAAUUUUUACUAUUACUAUUACGAAGGGAAAGAGGAGUUAGGAUCAUUUGGAAUCACCGGAAACCUUGCAUUAAGACCCAUCUGCUUUUUGUCUGGAGGACAAAAAUCAAGAGUUGCCUUUGCUGCAGUCGCCUUCAAGCAGCCACACAUUUUGUUUUUAGAUGAGCCAACUAACCAUUUAGAUAUUGAUGCAGUCAAUGCUCUCAUUGUGGCCUUAGACACAUUUUCAGGAGGCGUUUUAAUCAUUAGCCACGACCAGCAUUUCGUAAGCUCAGUCUGUGAUGAAAUUUGGGUGAUUAAAAAGAAGCGACUUAGAAGAUUUAAAGGAGAAUUCAAGGACUAUAGAAGCCAGCUAACUAAAUAA
This is a messenger RNA of Blepharisma stoltei, 3585 nucleotides long. NCBI's taxonomy places the organism in Eukaryota, Ciliophora, Heterotrichea, Heterotrichida, Blepharismidae. The record is from the annotation of a GenBank genome assembly.